AACGGCCCAUUCCUGAGUUCCUGCUUCCAUUCCCGGUUACUGUCCACAUUCGGAUAGUCCCACUGAGGGGUAGUUAGCAGAAUCUACGCUAUCGUGGUAGGGUUAAGGGAGCUUGUUCAGAUGGGGCAAUAGUGAAAGGCGGGUGUGUCCUUGACUUACUAGAGUACAAAUACAUCUGCCUGCCAUGACAUCAACCCGGACCAGUCGGUCAUUGACUGCUAUACUCCGGUGUCGGCUUCCUCAGAUUCCGCUUUAGUCUUCGAGAGUUCGUCAUCAUGUCCCGCCAUUACAGAGUAACAAUCCUGAGCUACACGAGAAAAUAAGGAAACUAAAGACAAAACCGAAUAAUCAAAACUCUGUAUAGUAAUUUAAUCAUGGCCGCAAAUCAAUUGAUUGACACCGCCACGUUGGCUGCGGACUCGCUGUUUCACGUCAAUGGCAUGGUCGCCGUGGUGACGGGAGGCGGCACAGGUAUCGGGCUUAUGAUGGCCAAGGGUCUGGCAGAGAACGGAGCUUCCAGGGUAUAUAUUCUGGGCCGGCGUCUCGAAGUCCUCGAGAAAGCCGCCAUGUCCAUAGGCAAGCCAUCCGUCAAACCCCUAGAAUGCGACGUGACGUCCAAACCCAGCCUCCAAGCCGCCGUCGAAAUAAUCAAGCAAAACGAAGGUUUUAUCAACCUUCUAAUCUGCAAUUCGGGCAUCGGCGGCCCACAAGUCAAACGUCCGUCUCCGGAAAUGACGCUGAAAGAGUGGGCGGACGAGAAUUUUGACGUGCCGAUGGAGGAGUACACCAAGACGUUUGCGGUCAACGUCUCUGCGGUGUGGUUCACAACGUUGGUAUUUCUGCGGCUACUGGACGCGGGGAAUAAGAAGGGAAAUAUCUGGCAGAAGAGCCAGGUCAUUGCUACGAGUUCCAUUGGCGGGUUCAAUAAGCAGAAUACCGGCGGUUAUGCGUAUGGACAGAGUAAGGCGGCUGCGACGCACUUGGUCAAGCAGUUGGCGGUUGCAUUACCGAAUUGGGAUAUUAGGGCGAAUGUUAUUUGUCCUGGGUUGUAUCCAAGUGAGAUGUCUGCUCCGAUUAUUGAGCGAGGGGGUUGUUUUGGAAAGGAUAUGAUUCCCUUGCAGAGGGUAGGGGAUGAGAAAGAUAUGACGGGGGCAGUUCUGUAUUUGACAUCUAGGGCAGGGGCUUACUGCAAUGGUACCGUCAUUGUGUCAGAUGGAGGUAGACUUGGACUGUUCCCGUCAACGUUUUAGAUGGCCUUGCAUGCUGGCAACAAAUAGCCUGAUGUUUUCCAUAGCAUUCAGGGAUAGAUGUUAACGAUGAAUAUAAGUUGAUUACAAUUUGUAUGUACUUUGAUAUUCUGUAAAUCAUUGUAGCCUCUGUUUUCCUCCUUCCUCU
Pseudomassariella vexata is the source of this 1395-nucleotide messenger RNA. RefSeq names its product short chain dehydrogenase. The transcript has 3 exons. The record is from RefSeq and is a predicted model, not a curated record. Gene Ontology annotation, molecular function: oxidoreductase activity. The coding region runs from base 375 to 1250 and encodes 291 amino acids. Lineage: Eukaryota; Fungi; Ascomycota; Sordariomycetes; Amphisphaeriales; Pseudomassariaceae.